Molecule: messenger RNA, 1029 nt
Organism: Clarias gariepinus (North African catfish)
Lineage: Eukaryota; Metazoa; Chordata; Actinopteri; Siluriformes; Clariidae
Product: mucin-4
Exons: 8
Coding region: 39-854 (271 amino acids)
Source: RefSeq, a predicted model, not a curated record
GGAGACCUACACGAAAGGCAAACAUUUCUCUGAGAAUUAUGAAGAACUACAGUCGUGACUUUGACAAUUUGAACUCUGAGGCAUCCAAAAACUUAACUUCAGUCCUAUCACGUGAGCUUUCUGACAUUUGUAGAAGAGCAGAUUCACAAAACUUCCGCGGUGUAAACAUUACCAGAUUAGCAAAUGGAAGCAUCAUUGUCAACAGCGUUGCAGUGUACACCUAUCCCAACAACCAAUCGCAAAUAGAUUUUCUCAACAAGGAUCUAGAGCCCUCUUUAAUAAAGUUGUUUAAUGAUUCAAAUUCACUUAAACAUUUAGGUGAAGCUCUUGGAAAUGUUUCUGUUCAGGAUAUAGAAGUUCUUGUGCAGACAGCUGAAAUUACAAAUGUUACAGAACUGCAACAGUAUAUAAAUUGUUCCUGGGAUUUUGCCAACUACACACCCACACUGGAUAUUGUGGAAGGUUCCUGGGUGUGUGAGGGGCAAUGCAAAUCUAACUCCAGCUACUGCAACGCUCAUGGGGAUUGUGUGAACCUGAAAACUGGCCCAGAGUGCCAAUGCCAUAAGUCUUCUUUCGAAAUAUACUCAGGACAACAUUGCGAGAUUUUCAACAGAGGCGCAGGGUUUUACGCUGCUCUCUUUGGGAGUUUAGGAGCUGCCCUUCUUCUUAUCAUCAUUGUAAUAAUCGUGGUUGUAGUUAUAAAACUGAAGAAGAGGAAAUGCUGGACUAUAAGCAGCAGUAGUGAAUCCAGGAGGUCGGACUUGUUUGAAGACUACUUCUUUGACUUCACUGAGAGAGGUCAACUCCAGAAGUAUACUUUGCAUGAAAACACAGAUGAGUAUGUAACGUCUUGAAAUGACCUCGAAAGUGCAGACGCAGUACCAGAUGUGAAUCUGUACCUAACACCAGAAGUUCAAGAAUUGCAGAACAAAGACAAUUGUCAUUUUCACUAAAUCAAAUAUUACAGCUUGUUAUGUGGCAUGAUUAGGGCCACUGUUAUAGAUUUGUGGGUUGCAUUUCAUAAAUAAU